Molecule: messenger RNA, 1553 nt
Organism: Spodoptera exigua (beet armyworm)
Lineage: Eukaryota; Metazoa; Arthropoda; Insecta; Lepidoptera; Noctuidae
Source: the annotation of a GenBank genome assembly
CGACGAGUUUUGACAUAAAAGACGGCCGCCAUUUUGUUCAAUCACAUUCAUUUGUUUAAUUUUCUACGUAUGCUACGUCGUUUGUGUUAGUUCGGUGCAUUGAAUAAGCUGUUUUUUUUAAUACCUAUAUAACACGCGUAGCCUAGGAAAUGCAAGGUACAGAAGAAGAAGCUCAAGCAAAGUCUCGCAAUGAUGAGGACUCCAUAAAUUUUAGGCCCUCGCCAAACUUCAAGCAUAUGAAAAAAUAUUUAAAAUCCAAAUUUGAAGAAUCUAAUCAAAUGUCAGAACAGUCAUCUCCUACUGAAGUGACCAAUGCAACAAUGCGUACGAACAACCAAGAAGAAGUAAAGAGUAAUGCCAAUGUGCAGCCUCCACUGCCUCCUAAUCCUCCACCACCUGAUACACCACCUAUGAUAAUAAAUUUAAAACAGGAGAUUGUGGAUGAUGAGUAUCAGAACAAUGAUACUAAAUCUCAAGAAUUCAUCCAAACAGAUGAAUUGAAAACAACAAUUAAAACGGACCAAUCGGAAACAGCAGAAGAGCCAAAAGUUAUAAUGUGCCGUAAUUUUGUGCGAGGGACUUGUAAAAAAGGAGCAGCCUGUAUAUUUGCUCACAAAUUAAUUUUAUCACAACUACCUGAAGUCUAUACAUUUUGCCGGAACUUCCAAAAUUCUGCGUGUACUUUCCCAAAGUGCAAGUUUGUACAUGCAACUGUAUUCGAGAAAGAAUACUUUUUCAGAUCAGGCUAUUUGCCUCCACACACAUUAGCACAUCUUAAAGAGAACACUGCGCCACAACCAGUUCCAUCACCACAAACUGAAGAAGCACCUGGAAUUGCACCAGCAAAUGUAUAUCCUUUGGGGUUAGCACCUCCGCCACCACCAUCUAAGCCAUGUGUGGUUCCCACUCAUCUAAACUAUGCAGUUCCUGAUUCGACCUGCAACAUGUACAGGACGCCUGUUAUAGGCCAGAAACGUGAUUGGGGUGGUGAUGAACAUGAAGUCAGCAGCUCUACGGAGGUUCCACUGCUCAGCACUGGUCAGUCUCGCGCAAAGAAGUGCAAAAUGUGCGAAAGUACAGAAAUCAGGGAGGAGUUGUUGAAAAGAAAGGUUGAAAGCCACAAGCAAAAGGUUGAAGAACUAAACCAAAAGAAUAGACUUUUGUGCACGAAGAAUGCAAGAAUAUCAUCAGUUGUUGCGGCUCUCUUCAAGCCGAAAAUGCCAGGGAGUAAUGGUCUAAAUAUCAUGCCAGAAAAAGAGAACGGAUUGAUGGCUACCCCCAACUUCAUGACGUUCCUGGCCAAAAUGCUGUUGAACGCCGAGUCAGUGGUACCACCAGAUGCCUCGUGAUAUAGAUAGGGGUUGGUAACCGAACUGAAUGUAGAUAUAGUAAGUAGGUAUGAACUUAGAAUAAUUAAGAAAAAAUGUAUACAAAGCUGACAAAUGCUAAAACCUUUUUAACUAAUCAUAUGUUUUGUUACAAAUGAAGAAAAAUAUGUUUUAUUGUCACGAUGAAGUUAUUAACUGAAAUGCAGCACGAUUUCAGUACGGCCG